GGAGACUGAGAGAUGCAAGGAGCUUGCAAGGUUGGAACAUGAUGGAUUCGGGUAGAUGUUAUCUCCAUUCAGCCCAGAUGGUGAACUGCGAUUUUGGGGAUGGAACAAGAGAGGAGGAAAGCAAGAAGUAGAGUCGUUGUUCCUUACCUCUCCCCGCCUCCUCCUCCCUUCAUCAACUUCGUUGGCCUCCUGUCCUCCGCAAACCAGCUCUGGUGCCAGCUGUCAGAUCGCAACAACGGCAACUGGACUCAAGACUCGUCACUUGCGGUCUCAAGUUCGUUCAUGCCGUUGAAAGGGCAGGACAUACUCUUCCCAUCCACCGUUACAGUCUUGGCGAAUGAGAACAGGAAGCGGAACUCGACAUCUAUCCAGUACUUCCCCUCCAGCCCCAAAGCAUCUUUCUGCUCUCCUUUGCACUACAUGGAAGCUCUCGCCGCGUCUCACGUCUGCUCCUUCUCCCUCCAAGACAAAUUCAAGGAUGCUUUCAACCCUUUCGGGAUGUUUGGGAACCUCGAGUCAUGCUCGCUCCCGUUCGCAGCAGUGGCUUCUCGCUUCUGCAACUCGACUUGUGCCGAUGAAGAUUCAAUCUGUCUACAAUAUUCAAGCAUUCUUCCCGAAGCAAAGUGCAGCCCGUCGUGCUGGUCAGUUUGCAGUGCCAUCCAGUGCCAGCAGGGAUACGACAGAGUAUGGAUAGGAGAUCGCUUCAUCUGCUACGCCAACGAGUUUGAGCUGGAUGAGCUUUCCUACAAGAUCGGAGAGACGAUGGGAAGGAACGCAGCGGAGGAGGAGCUCCGGCAGCAAUACGCAUGGAAAGCGAACAUGUCGUCAGGAGGGAUCGCUGUACUGUCUAUCUUCCUCAUCAUCAUCUCAGCAAUUGCAG
This is a messenger RNA of Guillardia theta CCMP2712, 880 nucleotides long. RefSeq lists its product as hypothetical. The annotation marks the transcript as partial. The transcript has 13 exons. The record is from RefSeq and is a predicted model, not a curated record. NCBI's taxonomy places the organism in Eukaryota, Cryptophyceae, Pyrenomonadales, Geminigeraceae.